AAACCUUCGAUCUCAUAGACCCAGAGACUGACUGUGAGUUGCGUCCUGAGGUAACAACUUGCACUACCACCCUAUCAAAAGGCCAGUUUAAUAGUGCCAGAUUUGAAAGGUUUUCAAGUUGGAAGGUGCUGCAAAAGGCUAUUGCCAAACUCCAACAUAUAGCUCAAUCAUUCAAGAACAACUCUGAGGUUUCCUGUCGUGGCUGGCACAACUGCAACAAACAUUUAACUGAAAAGUCACUGCAACUAGCCAAGACCACGAUCAUUCGCACCGUUCAAAGAGAGGUCUUCGCAGAAGAUAUUGGAUGCAUUGAAAAAGGCACAGCUCUAAAAAACUCAAGUCCACUCAGCAAACUGAAUCCAUUUGUUGACACGCAAGGGCUCCUUAAAGUUGGAGGCCGACUAAAGAAAGCACAGUUGUCUGCAGAAGAAACCAAUCCCAUACUCGUCCCUGGAAAGCAUCAUCUUGCUCAGCUCAUAAUAAGACACUUUCACGAAAAAUUAUGUCACCAGGGAAGGCAUUUCACGGAGGGAGCAGUCAGAGCAGGGGGCUUUUGGAUUGUGGGAGGAAAAAGAGCAGUAAGCAGUGUGAUUUUCAAGUGCAUCACAUGCCGCAAAUUAAGGGGCAGGCAACCUGAACAGAUAAUGGCUGAACUUCCUGAGGACAGGCUGUCCACGGACCCUCCUUUCACAAAUGUAGGCCUUGAUGUGUUCGGUCCCUGGUCCGUUACAGUGAGAAAAACGCGUGGUGCUAAUGCAGAUGCUAAAAGAUGGGCAGUCAUAUUCACCUGCAUGAGUACACGUGCAAUUCAUAUUGAAGUGAUUGAGUCAAUGGACACAUCGUCGUUCAUUAAUGCACUGCGUCGUUUCUUUGCCAUCCGAGGUGGUGCCAAACUCUUGAGAUCUGAUUGUGGGACAAAUUUUGUGAGUGCCUGCAAAGAGCUCCAAAUAGACAAACUAGGCUGUCACAAUGACAAAAUAGGCACAUUCUUGAAAGACAGUGCGUGCAAAUGGCAGUUUAAUCCUCCACAUGCAUCCCAUAUGGCUGGUUCCUGGGAACGCAUGAUCGGCGUCACCCGAAAAAUCCUCAAUGCAAUGCUCCUUGAACAUCCAUAUGGGAAGCUCACACAUGAAGUACUCGUAACAUUGUUAGCUGAAGUCACCGCAAUUGUAAAUGCCCGUCCGCUAACAGCCGUUUCUACAGAUCCCGAAAACCCAGUCAUUCUUACUCCUGCGAUGCUACUCACGCAAAAGGUUGGCACACCACCGAUUCCACCAGGGCAGUUUCAGACCAGUGACCUAUUCAAAGCCCAAUGGAAGCGCGUGCAGUACUUAGCUAAUGUUUUCUGGAGUCGUUGGCAGAAAGAAUACAUCGCAGGCUUGCAGGUUCGUCGCAAGUGGAAAAUAAAAAAGCCGAACCUUCAAAUGGGCGACGUUGUUUUAAUGAGGGAGUCUCUGGAACAUAGGAAUAAUUGGCCACUCGGACUGAUCACAAAAUCUUUCCCAAGUGAGGACGGUAAUGUCAGAAAAGUUGAGGUUAAGAUUUUCCGAAACGGCGAGAAUAGGUUUUACAUUCGCCCAAUUCGUGAAGUUGUGCUUUUGAUGUCUAAGGAUAGCAUGUAAAACGAGUUAUUGUUGUGUAUCGUUCAUUAGUUAAGAGCUGACAUCUUGCAGAUGUCAGGCGGGGAGUGUUAUGUCCUCUGGUCUUAUGUUGACUACUUUUUGGGUUUAAUUUCUUUCUAAGAUUGUACAUUGUUCAUCCGUCCACAGGAUGUCGCUAUUCUAACUCAGAAUCUUAAGUUUUUCUUUGGUAUUGCUGUUUGCGCUCGGCUUCCCCUAGUGGCGACUUGCUGUAAGCAGCAGGCAGAAAGAACUUUUUAUUUCAGUUGGAAAAGAGGCCUUGAGGUGUUAAGACGUUACACACCUCCUCUGCACCAUACAUCGUUGGGAACCCUUGACAAAACAAAAUCUUUUUACCACACACACACGCACACACGUUGACACAAAGAAAUAAAUGAGAGGAAGGAGUUCGGGCCUCCAAGUUUCUUUGUCGGU
Messenger RNA from Corythoichthys intestinalis (scribbled pipefish), 2054 nucleotides. RefSeq lists its product as uncharacterized. The transcript has 2 exons. NCBI's taxonomy places the organism in Eukaryota, Metazoa, Chordata, Actinopteri, Syngnathiformes, Syngnathidae. Gene Ontology annotation, biological process: DNA integration. Bases 645 to 1622 code for a protein of 325 amino acids. Gene Ontology annotation, molecular function: nucleic acid binding. The record is from RefSeq and is a predicted model, not a curated record.